Molecule: messenger RNA, 1470 nt
Organism: Catharus ustulatus (Swainson's thrush)
Lineage: Eukaryota; Metazoa; Chordata; Aves; Passeriformes; Turdidae
Product: inositol 1,4,5-trisphosphate receptor-interacting protein-like 1
Exons: 3
Coding region: 1-1470 (489 amino acids)
Cellular component (GO): membrane
Source: RefSeq, a predicted model, not a curated record
AUGAAUUCCAUUGUGCUGCUUUUCGUGCUCCUGAAAAGCCUCAUCCACUACCCACAGCUCGUGGGUGAUUCCUGGGAUGAGGCAACACGUUUCCGCAUGGAAGUGCGGGCAAAGCAGCUGGAAUGGGAGAGGAUUCAGCAGGAACUGGAGGCGGAGCAGCUCACCCCAAAGCAGGUGCAGCUCUUGCAGCUCUUAGCUGUUGCUGUGCUCCUGGUUCUUGUCUUGAUCCUGUGGUUGAUGGGGUGCAAAAGGAGCCUGAGAAGAGAAGGCCAUGAAGAAGAGAACAAUGGUGCAAAUGAAGAGGAAGCUAGAAAUGGGGAUGCAAAUGAAGACGCAGGUGUUGGAAAUGCCGAAGAAGAUGAUGCCAAUCAGGAGGAAGACGGCAACGAUGAUGGCAAUGGACAGGAAGACGGCCAUGUUGCUGCAAAUGGAGAAGAUAAUAUUGAAAAUGUCAAUGAGGCUGCAAAUGCAGAAAACAAUGAUCUUGCACUUGCAGUCUAUGAGGCAGGCACUGUUUUUGAUGAUAACAUUGGUAGAGUUCUCAUGGAACGCAUACAGUGGCCGGUCCAGGAGCUGCAGGCAGGCUGCGAGUGGACACAGAACCUGAUGGACAAUUACGCACUUUACUUUGGACACAUCUUAUCAAACAGCUUCUACCCAGGCCUGCAACGAGCCAUCGGGGUGGGCAGUGCCUUCGAAGGUUGGAGUCCACGUGAGCAGGAUGUUGUGUACAAGGUGCUCAUUCCCAUGACUCCUCCCCGAGGCCACAGCUUCCACCUGGAGCUGGACUCUGCAGAGGAGAGGCACGAGGAGCUGAGGAGCAAUCAGGAUCCCAGCCUCCUGGACACCCUGUGCACCGACUCCUACCUGGAUGUGCAGAAAACUGCCCGCUGGUUCUACCAGCUGGUGACCAAUGGCAGAGAAAGCUUCAGGAUUGAGAUGCUGUUUGGGGUGCGCAGAGGUGACUCAGACAUCUUUGUGAGCAGCCAGCCUAGAGAGGCUCACACCCAAAGCACAGCCUGGCCUGAGACCUAUGCUGUGGCAGAGGCUAAGUUCUUCAAGCACAUCGCCAAGCAGGCUCCCCGGGACAGUUUGCACCUCAAAUGCCUGCAGUUCUUCACCCGUCUUCUCCUGGGCUUCACCUUUUCCACCUACGCCAUGAAGACCAUUGUCAUGCACAUGCUCAAUGUGGGGCCCGUGUCACAGUGGCGCAGGAGACAUUUCCUGAACCGACUGCUGGAUAUCAGCAGGUGCCUGCGCGUAUCUGUGCUGGUAAAACGCGUCAACCAUUUCAUUGUGGGCAACCAGAGGCUGCCUCAUUACAUCCAUUUGCCCCCAGACAUUCAAGCUGCUCCGCCAUACAAUCUCUUCCAUCAGCUGGCAGAGGAACCGGCCGCCCAUACCCAGGCGACAUAUGAGUGCCGGAUUCUGCUAAAGCGGUUCAAAAGAAUCCUUCUUGGUGAGCAGUGA